CUGGUUUGAAUCCCAGCACAGUCAGCACAGGUGAUACAAUGUCGAACACAAGAGGUGCUUACGGUACUUUCUCUGUGGAUUACGUAGUAAUUAGAGGGGGUAAACAGAAGCUCGACUCACAUGGUCUGUUUACGAAUGACACUGUGAUGGAUAAAGACUUUAAGUACGACUUCUUAGUAGACCUGGACUCGUCGUAUAGGGGAGAGUACAGCUCUGUUCUGGACCAAGAGCUGCUUGUUCAUGAAUACACACGGUACAUAACCAAUAGACUGAAGGGCUUUGAAAGCACAUGGCAGCAGGAGGAACGGCGCGUACUGUUUGUGUCUUCCAGUUACAUACCCAGACCCUUGAUCUCGAUCACAGGAGCUAGGAAGGAGAUGAUAUCCUGUUUUUUCAAGUGUUUCAACAAGGUGUAUGUGGUGAACGGAGAGUCAUUGUGCAACCCGGUGUUUGUGGACAAGUGGAGUGCUGAACAACAGCUCCCUGACUAUCUGCUGGAUGCUGAUGCUGUUCUGGACAGUUACAUACCUGUGCCCUUGAGCAACGCAAAACGUUUAUCACUCAUGUCUGGCGAGCAGGAGGAGGACAUUCAAUUGGAUACGUAUCUCCUGUAUACAGAGGGCCAUAUCACGUAUAUCACAAUGUCUCAGUAUGUGACGCGUCUUAGGCUACAGUGGAGAUCUAAGGCUGGAGUGUUCGAGAGGAAGCGUAACUGUCAGUAUGUGGUACAGCCCUGUGGUGGAAUUGUCUUUAUCCGUGAAUUUCACUCCUUGAAGAGUGUGUUUCUCUUGAACAAACUUAUUUCCUUGUUAGCGUAUAUAUUUUGAUCCUGAUUCAGUAGGCUAUGUAGCAUAUACAUGUGGGUCUAUAUGUAUCAUUUAUUGUAAUAAACAGUGACACCUGCGUAUGAGACUUUGUAUUGCGUUUCACACUCAACACUUUGCUACUAGUCCAGCAUUCCCAUACCUGAUCCUGUGUCCACAUACAUUGGUUGGAUAUAUAGGGUAACCACUCUCUUUACACAUCCAGAGCUACAACGUUAUCAGUGUUUUGGUGACAGAGCUAGGAUGAAGCUCUCUGGAACCCAUGUACGUGGACAUGUCAGUUGUAUGUAGCUUAAUCAUACCCCUCGUAGACUUCACUUUGGGUAGGUUGAAUCAGCCAUGGGUGGAUGAUACAUAGAUGGCAGGGGAAGGGGAUGUGUUUCAUGGGGUAUAAAAGGAAGCAACUGCUCCUGCAGGAGCCAUUCAUAGGCUGCACUCUCUGUAAACACAGUCAAGACUCCACUCUGUCUAGCACUUGUAGAGAACCGGCCACUAUGGAAAUCCACAUUGUUAUCAACGUGUGUAUGCUGUUCACUGCAGCAAGUACAUUUGAGUGUUGUGCGUUGACAAGAGCGCCAGGUCUUACACCUGAGAGACCUGAACCCAUCACCAUUGUAGCAACAAUGGGAAACACUGUCAAGUUGCCGGGAUACUUGGAGAGUCCCGCUGAGCCUUUCUAUAAAGACAAUAACGUUGUGUAUGCUAGGGAACACAUAUAUGAGGUUACGGCGACCCCAGUGGGGUCCCAGGUUAUAAUUCGCUUCCUCACGUGCACCGACGAAGGCACUUACAGGAUAGGAAAUGAGACCUUCACUCUGAGUGUGAAGUCAGGCACAUGUGCUAUGUUCUACUAUACUGCCAAGGUUGACACGGUUAAGAGGGCAGCCUUUGUUAAGCCGCUGAAUGGUGUCAUUACAAUCUCUAUGCUCUACAUAGAACCUGGAAAUCGCAACAUGUGGAGUUUAAUUGAAGUGUGGAAUGACACUAUGAGCAGAAUGUUAAGCCCACACCAGUGCUGUUUCAUUAUCAAUGAAGGCACCACGUUCGGGGGAUAUGGUGAUAAGCAAUACCAUUAUUUCAUGUAUCAGAGACAUGGGCAAGCUGACAUGUCAUGCUCCAAUGUCCAACUAGCAGCCUCGGCGCGUGCCACCACCACUACAACAACCCGAAGAAACCCAAUGUUGACCAUGCCAGAUCUGAAGGAGUUGGAGGAUGUGAGGACACCGGUGAAACUGCUCAACAUCAGUGACAGUAUACGGAACCUGAAGAGGAUGAUAGACGGAUUGGAAAAGUCUUGGCCGUCUGCUGGAACUAACCUCCAAACACACAUCCUUACACCACUGUUCAUUACGAUGGCAACGCUGAUCAUGUCCAUUUAGUCAUGUGCCGAUUAUAUCUGUUGCCCGUUGCUUGUCUUGUGUAGUGCAAGCAAUAGUGUACCCUCUACUGUUGGACUUUUGUAUAUAACACUCACAUAUAGGACGCAUGUGAUGCAUUUCUUAUUAAAUCAUUUAUUGAUGAUAUAUCUGCUUUUGUGACAGUACAAUGAUACCAUAUCAAUCAUGAAUGUAUAAGGAUAUUGAAUAAAACAUGUAAAACGA
Molecule: messenger RNA, 2425 nt
Organism: Salvelinus fontinalis (brook trout)
Lineage: Eukaryota; Metazoa; Chordata; Actinopteri; Salmoniformes; Salmonidae
Exons: 2
Coding region: 1172-2203 (343 amino acids)
Source: RefSeq, a predicted model, not a curated record